GCAUAUUUGGACACCGCUAGAGGACGCAACAGUCACGUGACAUAUACUCCAUUUCAGUUACGAUUUCGAUAGCGGAGUGUCUUUCUGUCGCAGCAAAAUUUCUCGAAAAUGGAAAGUUAUCUACUAAUUUUGGGACUUAUAUCCAGUCUUGUUAUAGGCUCAUUAGGAAAAACAGGAGUAACAGUCAGUCGGGACAUAACAGUAAAGCCGACUCCAGACACACUAAAGGAUCCAGCUGAUAGGGUAGAUGUCACACUGGACUGUACAGGUAGCAGGUCUGAUCUCAGUUACUACAUUAAAAACAGGAUAGCUUGGAGCUUUACUGAUCAAAAUGGCAUCACCACUCGGCUUACAGAAAGUUUUUACUCGACUCCUGAACUUCAAGCGUUGUUUGAGCACCAGUCACCAAAGCAGAAAUACGCCUUAACAUAUGGGAUAAAUAAUGAACAAGAUGGCUAUAUAUUCAGUUUGACAAUACUCAGAGUGACACGAGCUGAUGAUGGUGUAUACCGUUGUUCCCUUAUUGGUGAGGAAGAUAAUGAUAUGAAGGAAGUUCGGCUCACUGUAGUCAACCCUGUUGAGUCAGUAUCUCUUGAAAUUCAUGAUGCUCAACACAAUGUUAUUGCAACAUCCAAGAAGGCAGUUACCCAGAGUGCUACACCAGUCAAGCUGACUCCCGGACAGUAUAUGGUGAAAUGUGAUGCAUCAGGCAGCAACCCAGAACCAGUAAUGAACCUCGUACUCAAUGACCAGAAGCCGUAUGUUUCUACAACCACGAUGAAAGCCAAGAACACUGAGUUCACUUCUUAUAGCGGAUCUUUCACAGUUGAUAGUCUUACGAUUAAUGCCCACAAUGCAUUACAAUCUCUGACGUGUAUGGCAAAUAUUCCUGGUGAUUAUUAUCCAUCUGCAGAAGCAGGACUUGCCUUGAUAGUUAGCAUUGACAAACCCACUAUUACAUGCAAGAAUGCCACAGCUGCUCUUGGAGACAAAAAUAGGGUGAUCGAAUGCAAAGUGACUGCUGGAGAAAAUAGUGAUGCUCUCAGGUGUGAGAACCUCAUGUGGGAGUUGAGUGUUAAAGGACAACGAAUUAUGAACGACCAGAGAUGGAAGGACCCAACUAAAGAAUAUGACAUCAUUGAAUCUAAGUGUAUGAAAACAAGUGAAGGAAUAGAUUUCAAUUUGGAAUUGUUCACAAUAACAGAGAAGUUGUUUAAAGAGACUUACUUUGUGGUGUAUGGAAAGGGAGAGAACAUUCACAAACAUCCAGUAACAUUGUAUGAUGUAACAGUAGCUGCUGCUGGAAUUGCGAGUCCAUUGUCACUGCUCGCCUGCCUUGUCAUGGCUUUCGUAUCCAAACAUCUGGCACGCUUGUAACACUAUUGACCUUAGUCUUUUAAAAUCACCAUCUUUAGUCUAUGUUGUUACAUCAUCCAGGUCAGCAGGUUAAAUUUGGCACAUACUGUUGGACAAUUUGGCAAGUGAAUAUGUGUUUGAGUAACAGAAUAUGUGUUACAUAAAAAGGACAAUGAUAUGUAUUUUUGAUAACCAGAAAAUGUUGAAAGAUAUGUUGCCAUGAACAGCAAGCAUAAUGAUAUAAAUAUAUUUACCUCACCAUUAGAUGGAACUCAUUCAUUCAAAAUACAGAACAUGAAUUUUUUUUACUGAACAGUGCAAGUUCAAGGUAUUUGCAAAUAAACAUUAGAAAGAAACAAUUUAAAUCUUCUUAGUGUUGAGAUUGAACUAUAAACUAGUUCUUUUUCUGUUGUUUUUUUUUUUUGUAGAAACUGAAAUGUGUGCGAGAUGAAAAGAUCAAAUUGUAAAAAUAUUUCCUAAUUGUAGAUACUUCUAGUAAAGCAUUAGUUUAGACUGACAUCUCAAAAAUCUGCAAUAUGCAAGAAAUCUCUUUUGAUUGAUCAUAGAGAAAGUCAUGAAGAGUAUGUAGUUCAUUAGAGAAAGUUUGAUGUAAAUUGGCGUUCAGGGAAACUGAAAGCUAAUAUUGAUUCAGAUGUGCAAAUCUUUAGGGCAGCUACUGCAGUGUACUUUGGCAACCUUGUUAGAUAAUGGUUGUGUGUUCAUGCUUAGAGUAGAAAUAAGGUGUGUUCAUGGACCAUGCUUUGUUUAAAAAAUGUUGAAUAUGGUGUGAAAUUUAACACAUUCAAGUUAUCAGGGAUGUCACUCAAGACUAAUGCUUUACUAGCCAAAUAAUGUACAGUUUAAAUUUAGAUUUUUAUUGUUUUUAAUUAAUUGAUUUAGACCAUCAUUCCAAGACACCUAGUGCUAUUGUUAAUGCAAUCAGAUAAUUUUCAUAAUUUAUUGUGAGAAAUUAAUCUGUUUCAUUGUAGGUCUCUUUUUAUUAUAUAAAUAGAUAUUUCUAGUUAACCCUGUUUAAGGAGCAAAGACGUGAAAAGAAUGAAAUUCAUAUAACCUGAGACAGAGUUUUAGAAUAUUAAAAGUGGUGUUAAUUUUCAUAUUGUCUGAUAAGUCAUUGUCAGGUGACAUAACCUUGUGUACAUUUCUUUGAAUAUAGAUGUAAAAAAACAUAUAUAGCUUUCUGCACCUAAUUUAAAAGCUGUUUUUUGUCUGAGAAAUAUUAACUACAUUUAAAACUUUGCUUUUUAAGUAUCCCAUGAUUUUUCUGUUGUUUGAGAACACACCUAUCCAAAUCUGUUGUAACUUGUGUUCAAGUAAACUGUGUAUAUGUGAAUGUUGAAAAUUUAAUUAGGUAAUUCAAAUUGUCGUACAUGUAAAAUCAUUCUGUAUGUCUAUUUUGUUCUUGUGUACCGUAUAGGUUCCGUACAAGCGAAAGCAUUCUUUUAUGUGUAAUUCAUUCUCGUGUACCAUAUUAAUACUAAUUAAGCGAGAUUAUAUCUAUUUUACACAGCAGCAAAUGCCAUUCAGUACACAGAGCUUGCCUUCCUUUUUGGGUUUUGCUUACAUAAUGAAUUUUCAACCGGUUUUAAUUUUCAGCUAUAAGUUGCAAGACAUUAGCUUAAAGUGAUAAAAAAAACUCCAGAAAUUUAACACUGGUACAGUUUACUUGAUACUAAAGAAAAAACAUUUUAUCAAAUCAAUUUUAUUUUUAAAAUAUAAAGAUGACGGUUACAAAAAGCACUUUACGAAAGCUCUGUGUAUUUAGCAACACCCAUGUUUCAGGUCUAAAUAUUUACAUAAUUAUGUAUCCAUAUUAUAUAUAUAGAGAUCAACAUGUAUUAUCAUCGUUUGAUUGUAUAAAAGUAUGAUUUCAUUUUACAUUUAUUUUCCCAAUUUUCUUAGGUUCAUUUUCAUUCACAUUUCAUAUUAUGCGAUAGGAAUCGCCAUUCUUUCAUGAAACAUAAUUCCAAGUUAUACACUUUUAUUUUACAUCAGUUGUAUAGAUUUUUAACAUAUACUGUUAUCAGUUUUGUACAAUACUGUAUACUUGUUUUACGUUAGCGGUGUGUGAACUGUAAGUUUGUUUGUUUGAUAAAUGUUGAUAUCAGAAAUUACACCAGAAAUCCACGCAUAGAAAUACUCAGAUAAGCAAAUUGUUUUUUUCAAGAAAAGCCUUCAUGCGAGUGGUGGAUGGUUAAAGAAAAAUUAGUAAGACAUUUUUUACUGUAUCUAUUUUAAAUUAAAAUGAAAAAGAUGCGCUAAUAAUCGGAAAAUAUUCCAGGCUUAAAUUCGAAUUAACUUUACUGCCAUUUUCUCACAGAAAUCUGUUCAGACAUUCUUAUCUUUAAAUGGAUUCAAAGUGAGUUUUCUAUGAUAUUUUUGGCAGAAGUACACAGAAAUUAGUUUGGUUUAUAUUUCAACCUAAGCCAGUGUUGAUGGUAUAAAUGGAACUGAAAAGACUUGUGUGCGAGAAUGUGUUGGAUUGUACAUUGAAAGCUUUUCACCUGCUUUAAGUGUAUCCAGUUAAGUGUUUGUGUGAUUUACGCAUUAACAGUGUAUUGCAUAUUGUACAGUUUAUUAAAAAAAUUUAUUCAUGUGUAUUUGGUGUGUAAACAAAUAUUGUAUUCUUCCCAUGGAUAAAUCAUGUGUAUUGUGCAAGUUAACGAGAUGUCAUUAAUAGAAGACAGUCAAUAUGAACUUUCUAUGAAAGUCAUUGAUCCAAAACAUAAUUUAAUCAUGACUAUUUUAGCUAGAAGAUAGAAAAAAUCUAAACUGCAAACCUAGAAUAACAUGAAAUUUCGGCAUAACAGAGGUUGAUUCUUUGUAUCAUAACAAUGUGCACACUAAAACAAGAUAUGUGUAAAAGUUAAUUUCUGCCAGACAUAAAUAUGCAUGUUUUUAAACAAUAAAAAAUGGUUUUUCAAUUAUUUUUAUGAACUUGUACUACUAAAUUCAGUUAAAAUUUCAACAUUCUGAAAUUUUUGAUUCCCAAAACACUUACUGAAAUAUUCAUUAAAGUCGUACAAAUUUGUGUGCUCGUACAGUUUCGGAGUUUCAACCUCUCUCUAAUCCUCAAGCUUUAAAGAAUAAUCAUGAAUAAUACAUUGAAGGGAAUAACCGCAAGCAACUGAGAUGUACAAUCAGUGCCUUUCUAUCGAAGCUUACCCUCGCUUUUUGCUUCCCCUUUCCCCUUUUUUUCUGUAUAGAUGGAAGUACAAAGCUUGAAAUUUGGAGAUGGACUGUACAGUUAACGAAAUAUAUAGUAAUUGUCUUGAACUGAUACUGAAUUUCCUAUAGGUUAGGUCUAUAGAGGAUCUAAACUGAUUGAUAGGCAAAUACUUGGUAAGUGUAAUGUUACUUCUAGGUUUUUAAAUUAUUAUUCCAAUCAUUGAGACAUUUAAAAAUAAAGUGGUUUGAUUAUUUUAACAACCAUGGUUUUAUGAGAUAUUUUGAUAAAUUAUAUUUGAGCCAGUACAUUUGUACCAAGAUGUGCAACUAAAAAUAUCCAUUGUUUGGAACUGGCUUAUGAACAUUGAAGUGAGCUGGAUCAUUGUGUGUUAUUCUAAAUGAGAAAAUGUUGCAACAAAAAUGAAAGUCUGAAGAAAGAAGUGUUAAAAGGAUGUAGACAAUAUAUCUGAAUCUAUGAAAUGACUUUAUACAUGUCUGUUUAGUAACAUGGCACUGAUGAAAUUCUACUGCGCCAUUGAAACAAAAAAAGCAGCUAUAUGUUUUUUUUUUCCAAACAAAACAGUUCUGCCAGAAAAUGGCUUGAGAUUUGCAUUUUACUUCAUAAAAAGAUUCAGGAAGUAAAUUUAAAUUGCAUUCAUUGUAGAUAAUGGUGUAAAGGCUGUACAGUUCUAACAGUUGCUCAAAAUCUCCAAACUUUAAUUUCUUUGUGUGUUAAUAAGUUUCAUUGUAUUUCCAUGUUUAGAUUUAUGAAUUUCUAAUAAAAUUAGAUCUGA
This is a messenger RNA of Mercenaria mercenaria, 5336 nucleotides long. RefSeq lists its product as uncharacterized. The transcript has 9 exons. The record is from RefSeq and is a predicted model, not a curated record. The coding region runs from base 109 to 1377 and encodes 422 amino acids. Lineage: Eukaryota; Metazoa; Mollusca; Bivalvia; Venerida; Veneridae.